Pseudozyma hubeiensis SY62 is the source of this 2544-nucleotide messenger RNA. RefSeq names its product DNA ligase. Gene Ontology annotation, biological process: lagging strand elongation; DNA recombination; DNA repair. The transcript has a single exon. The record is from RefSeq and is a predicted model, not a curated record. Lineage: Eukaryota; Fungi; Basidiomycota; Ustilaginomycetes; Ustilaginales; Ustilaginaceae. Bases 1 to 2544 code for a protein of 847 amino acids. Gene Ontology annotation, molecular function: DNA ligase (ATP) activity; DNA binding; ATP binding. Gene Ontology annotation, cellular component: mitochondrion; nucleus.
AUGACGGAACAGCCGAAGCUCGCCAAAUUCUUCGGCGGGGGUAGCAGCGCAAAUGGCAACGGAUCAGCCGCGCAGAAGCCUCGCCAGCAAGAUAUCAAGUCUGCUUUCGCUCCCAAGCCGCCAAAGCCAGCGUCGAAGGAGCUUGAAACAAAAGGCGAAGAGGCUGAGCUGACAGCCUCUACUUCUUCAACAAAAGGGGAAGCCUCCAACGGCAAUGGUACGAGCAGCGCCGCUGCUCCGGACACAGCAGCGCCACAACGAAAGAAACGCCGGAUCGUCGAGUCGGAUGACGAAGAUGACGAAGAGCCUGUGCUGAGCUCAGCGCCAGCAUCAGCACCCGUCAAGAAGGAAUCUACCUCCGCUCCUGCAUCUUCCAGCAAAGUAGCCUCGAUCUUCUCCAAGCCUCCACCAAAACCUAGUGCCGUGGCCAACAAAGGCGCCAUCUCCAUCGCCGAUGAUCAUACCGACAGCGAAUCCGAUGCCGACAGCGAGCACAUCCCUGACGACGUCUCUUCUGACCACGAAGAAGAAGCCAUCGCCGAGGAAGAACAGAAGGGAGCGAAAAAGCUCGCCGCCAUCUUCCAGAAAACAUCCGCAGUCAACGAAGGCAAAGUCGCAUGGAAGGAAGGUGAAGCCGUCCCCUACUCUGCUCUCGCAUCCACCUUCGCCGACAUCCAAGCCACGACGAAACGACUCGAGAUCACCGAGAUCCUCACCCAAUUCCUCGUUCGCGUCAUCAAGAGGUCUCCCGACAACUUGCUCCAGGUGGUAUACCUCUGCAUCAAUCGCCUCUGUCCCGACUACGAAGGGUUGGAGUUGGGAAUCGGAGAAUCGCUGCUCAUCAAAGCUAUCGCCCAAUCGACAGGUCGUGAAGUAGCCCGCAUCAAGAAGGAUCUCGAAGCGCAGGGUGAUUUGGGUCUUGUCGCGCUCAAUUCGAAGAAGAAUCAACCGACCAUGUUCAAAGUCUCGAGCUUAAAGGUGCCUCAGGUGUUCAAGCAGCUCAAGGAGAUCGCCGUAGUCAGCGGCAACAAGUCGCAAGAUCGAAAGAUCGGCAUGAUCAAGAAGCUGCUUGCUUCGUGUCAGGGCGAAGAACCGAAGUUCCUCAUCCGCAGUUUGGAGGGCAAACUUCGUAUCGGUCUCGCCGAACGUUCCGUGCUGGUAUCACUCGCUCGUGCAGUCGUCAUUUCGAAACUCGGCAAGAACAUCUCCAAGCUUUCCCAAGAAUCGCUCGCAAAGCAGCUCGAAGACGGAACUGAGGUAGUCAAAGCCGUCUACUCGGAACUUCCAUCCUACGAUCUCGUCAUACCAGCAUUGCUGAAAGGAGGAGUCGAAGGUCUACGCACCGAAUGCAAGCUCACCCCCGGAGUACCGCUCAAACCGAUGCUUGCCAAACCAACCAAAGCGAUCUCCGAAGUGCUCGACCGUUUUGAAGGCAAGCCGUUCACCUGCGAAUACAAGUACGAUGGAGAACGUGCGCAAGUCCACCUGCUACCCGACGGCAAGCUCGCCGUCUUUUCGCGCAACUCCGAAAACAUGUCGGUCAAAUACCCCGACUUGGUCGAACAGAUCCCUCGCUGCAUCAAGCCUUCGGUCAAGUCCUUCGUGCUCGACGCUGAAGCGGCGGCGUGGAAGAAAGCCGAGGUCAACGUGGAAGGCGUGAUGGAACCAGCCAAACUGCUUCCCUUCCAAGAGCUAUCGCGACGAAAACGAAAGGAUGUCAAAGCCGAGGACAUCAAGAUCAAGGUCAAACUCUUCGGGUUCGACCUUCUCUACCUCAACGGUCAACCUUUGCUCUCCCUCCCGCUCGCCGAACGCCGAGCACUCCUGCAAGAGCACUUCACGCCGGUGGAAGACGAGUUCGACUACGCACGAUCCGAAGACUGCGAAUCGGUCGAAGAGAUCUCCGUGUUCCUCGACAAAUCCGUCAAGGAAGGAUGCGAAGGUCUCAUGGUCAAGAUGCUCUCUGGACCGGAUUCGACGUACGAACCAUCUCGACGAUCGAUGAACUGGUUGAAGCUGAAGAAGGACUAUCUGGCUGGAACGGGAGAUUCGCUGGAUCUCGUCGUCAUCGGCGGAUACUACGGUAAGGGCAAACGAACCAACGUCUACGGAGCCUUCCUACUCGCCUGCUACGACGCCGAUUCCGAAACCUACCAGACUAUCUGUAAGAUCGGAACCGGUUUCACCGAACAAGAUCUCGAAACGCACUACAAAACCCUCAAAGAGUUGGAGAUCUCCGGCAAGAAAGGGUAUUACGACGUCGGCGAGGCGAAACCGGAUGUGUACUUCGAAGCCAAGGUGGUGUGGGAGGUGUUGACGGCGGAUCUGAGUCUGAGUCCCGUGUACACGGCGGCGAAAGGGUUGGUCGAACAGAGGGGGAUCAGUCUGAGGUUCCCGAGAUUCAUCAGGAUCAGGGACGACAAGACGAGCGAGGAAAGCACCAGUCCGGAACAGAUCGAGGCCAUGUACAGAUCGCAGGUGGUCAACAGCAGUAAGGGCAAGGGUGGAGGUGGUGGCGGUGACGACGAUGAUGGGUUUUGGUGA